AGCAGCUCCCGGUAGUUCCCCUCCCCGCCGGCGGGGGCGCUGUCAGCUGAUCCCGGGCUGUCAGCUGGGUGUCAUGGCGGCGCCCUGUUAGAGGUUCAUAUCACGGUGAAGCUGAACUUCAGAGUGAGUCGUUACUUCAGGAUGAGCUGAGAGAAGAAACGCGUCACUAUCAGGUAUGAGUGUGAUGUCAUCAGUGAUGCGGGGCGCCAGGCGGCUCGUCCACGCCGACCCGGCGCUGAUCGGCAGCUUCCUGUCCCUGCCCCGAAGCCCCGCCCCCCUGCUCGCCUGUCAGCAGAGCAGGAAACUCGCCACCAAACAGGUCAAAGGUCAGAAGAAAGAUCAGAAGAGCAAGGUCAAACCUAAAGUGGACAAACAGGAAGUGGAGAUCAGACAGAGGAUGACGGUGGAGGCUCUCGCUCACGCCAUGAACAAAGACUUCGAUCACGUGUUGGAGGCGCUGCUGAACACGGCGGUGGACGUGGACGCUCUGGAGCCGGACUCGCUGCUGGAGGAGCGCUGGAUCAAGGAGGUGGUGACUCGGUCGGGGAUGAAGUUCAGAUGGGCCAAACUGAGCGCCAGCAGAGAGAGAGAGAACCGGGACGCCCAGCGCAGACCUCCAGCUGACCCGGUCAGCCUGGUGCCCCGCCCCCCAGUGGUCACCAUCAUGGGUCACGUGGACCACGGGAAGACCACGUUACUGGACAGUCUGAGGAAGAGUCAGAUCGUCUCCACGGAGGCCGGCGGCAUCACGCAGCACAUCGGAGCCUUUCUGGUCCAGCUGCCUACAGGUGAGAAGAUCACCUUCCUGGACACGCCGGGUCACGCCGCCUUCUCCUCCAUGAGAGCUCGCGGAGCCGACGCCACCGACAUCGUCAUCCUGGUGGUGGCGGCGGACGACGGCGUGAUGAACCAGACGGUUGAGUCCAUCCAGCACGCCAGGAGAGCCAAAGUCCCGGUGAUCGUGGCCGUCAAUAAGUGUGAUAAACCGCAGGCCGACCCUCAGAGAGUCAAACAGGAACUGCUCGCUCAUGACAUCGUCUGCGAGGAGUUCGGAGGAGACGUUCAGGCGAUCCACAUCUCUGCUCUCAAGGGCGACAACCUGCUGGCUCUGGCCGAGGCCACGGUGGCGUUGGCGGAGGUGUUGGAGCUGAAGGCGGAGCCAAGCGGCCUGGUGGAGGGACUCAUCAUCGAGAGUCGCACCGACAAAGGAAAAGGUCCCGUGACGACCGCCAUCAUCCAGCGGGGGACACUGAAGCGAGGUUGUGUUCUGGUGGCGGGGAAGAGUUGGGCUAAAGUCCGCUUCCUGUUUGAUGAGAAUGGGCGAGCGAUGACGGAGGCGGGGCCGAGUGCUGCUGUGGAGGUGGUGGGCUGGAAGGAGCUGCCGUCUGCUGGAGAGGUCAUUCUGGAGGUCGAGUCAGAGCAACGGGCGAGGGAGGUGGUGGAGUGGAGGAGUUAUGAGGAGGAGCAGCAGAAGCUGCAGGAGGAGCAGAGCGCCAUCGAGCUGAAACAGCAGCAACACCUGGAGGAGUACAGGAAGGAGAGGGAGGGGCUUUCUCACCUGAGCUGGAGGCAGAGGAAGUCGGCUCUGUACCGAGCCAACAAGACCAAGUUCGCCAUGAGACCCAGCGAGAGGACGCAGAGAGACGAGCUCAUGCUGCCGCUCAUCAUCAAAGGUGACGUUGACGGGUCGGUGGAGGCCAUCUUGAAAGUCCUGGACAGUUACGACGCUCAGCAGCAGUGUCAGCUGGAGCUCGUUCACUUCGGCAUCGGCGAUGUUUCAGAGAACGACGUCAGUUUGGCCGAAACAUUCGCAGGUUCGAUCUACGGCUUCAACGUGGGGGCGAACAGGUCGAUCCAGCAGCUGGCGGCGAGGAGAGGCGUCCCGCUGCGUCUGCACAGCAUCAUCUACAAACUGAUCGACGAGCUGAAGGACGAGCUGAGCAGCAAACUGCCGCCGGUCGUCACGGAGAACGCCAUCGGUGAGGCGACGGUUCUCGCCGUGUUUGACGUCUCUGUGGGGAAGAAGAAGGUCGCCGUCGCCGGGUGUCGCGUUCAGAAAGGUCAGCUGGACCGGCGGCACAAGUUCAGACUGAUCCGAGGCCGAGACGCCAUCUGGGAGGGUUCUCUGGAGGCGUUGAAGCACCACAAAGACGACGUGCAGACGGUGAGGACGGGGAUGGAGUGCGGUCUGUCAGCUGACUCUGAUGUAGAGUUCAGAGCCGGUGACAUCGUCGUCUGCUUCGAGGAGGUCGAGGCGCCGCAGGUCACUUCCUGGGACCCCGGCUUCUGAUGACAACACUGACCUCCCAUGAUCCUCUGCUGCUCAGGGGUUCGACUCCCCGUCUGGACGUCGUGUUCACGACGCUCAGACUGAACGAAGACGAAUGAUGUAAAUCUGAACUUUGAACUGAAAGUCUGACGUUCACGUUUCACCAAAAUCUGCAACAGCAGAUCUCUUCUUCAUGUUUCAUAAAUCAGUACAAACCAAACUGACUCGUCUGUGUGACCUUAACGAUGUAAAACAGGAAGUCAACAUCAGUCUCAGUCUGUAACCACACCCAACUGUGAGGUCACCGCGUACCGGGUGACGUCAGUGCAGCAGGUUAAAUCUAAUAAGUAACAAACACACCAUCAGUUCAAACUGUAUCAAAGAUUCUGAGAAAUGAUUCUGUUGUUUCAGAGUUUUAAUAAAAAGUUUAAACUUUG
Thunnus maccoyii (southern bluefin tuna) is the source of this 2706-nucleotide messenger RNA. It is a transcript of the gene mtif2, whose product is annotated as mitochondrial translational initiation factor 2. Gene Ontology annotation, biological process: translational initiation. The coding region runs from base 176 to 2290 and encodes 704 amino acids. Lineage: Eukaryota; Metazoa; Chordata; Actinopteri; Scombriformes; Scombridae. The transcript is spliced from 14 exons. Gene Ontology annotation, molecular function: GTPase activity; GTP binding; translation initiation factor activity. The record is from RefSeq and is a predicted model, not a curated record.